Messenger RNA from Adelges cooleyi (spruce gall adelgid), 1573 nucleotides. It is a transcript of the gene Coq2, whose product is annotated as 4-hydroxybenzoate polyprenyltransferase, mitochondrial. The transcript is spliced from 7 exons. Lineage: Eukaryota; Metazoa; Arthropoda; Insecta; Hemiptera; Adelgidae. The record is from RefSeq and is a predicted model, not a curated record. Gene Ontology annotation, biological process: ubiquinone biosynthetic process. Gene Ontology annotation, cellular component: mitochondrial inner membrane. Bases 250 to 1374 code for a protein of 374 amino acids.
UAAUAAAUGAUAAUGUUAUUUUUUUAAACGAUAUUCCGCUUCGCUCUUCUGACCCUGAAGCGUGUAAAAAUCAAAUGAAUAAUUAAAAAUAACUGAUUAUACAUGCAGCCAUUAAAUACUCGUUCAUAUUUAUUACUCAUCGCUGCUGAUAUCUCGACUAUUUAUUUCUUCUCGUCCGAUUUGGGCUGUUGUGCUUCACCUUAAACGCUAUGAAGUGUCGGGAUUAGAUUUGUCAGACUCCACACAACCAUGUUAUAUGCAUUUUCCAAAUGCGUCGGCACGAGAUUAAAGCUCUCGAGUUCACACGUGUACUACAAGACGUUGUCGACGGAAAGCAGGAAGACGAUAUGUGGCCGUCGGUCAUCAUUGUCGACCGACUUUGCAUUGGUGCGAUCUUGUUCGAUAAACAGUAAAGUUCUUGUCGCCCAACAGUCUAAACCGGUCGACCAGCCAAAAAGCGUAGUCAUGAGUACACUACGUCCAUACAUGGAACUGAUGCGAUUCUCUAGACCUACUGGGUGGCUACUACUCUAUUGGCCUUGCACAUGGAGUAUAGCUUUGGCGUCGGGUGCUGGUGAUUUUCCAAAUUGGGAAAUGCUUGGUCUCUUUGGACUGGGCGCAAUUACCAUGCGUGGCGCUGGAUGUACUAUCAAUGAUAUGUGGGAUAGAGACAUUGAUAAAAAAGUAGAAAGAACUAAAAACCGGCCUCUAGUCAUUAAUUCGUUGACAAUGUUUGAUGCCUGGGUAUUUCUCGCUGGCCAAUUAGGUAUCAGUCUUAUCGUUUUGUUACAGCUCAACUUGUACACAAUUGUGGUUGGUGCCAGCUCAUUAGUAUUAGUGACCAUUUAUCCAUUAAUGAAGCGUGUUACUUAUUGGCCACAGUUUGUAUUAGGUCUUACGUUCAAUUGGGGUGCUCUUUUAGGUUGGUCUGCCAUACAUUCUUCAAUAGACUUAACUGCUUGUUUACCACUUUACGCAGCUGGUGUUGCAUGGACUCUAUUUUAUGAUACUAUCUAUGGUCUUCAAGACUGCAAAGAUGACAUAAAACACAAUGUUAAGUCUACAGCCGUUCUUUUCGGAACAAAUAGUAAAAUGUGGCUCGGUUCAUUUGCCGCCAUGUCAUUAAGUAGUCUGAUGACAUGUGGUCUUUGUACUGGCCAAAUGUGGCCGUAUUAUAUGGCAGUAUGUGUGUCCGGUGGUCAUAUGUGGAAUCAAAUCAAAACUUUGGAUAUCAAUAACCCAGCAGACUGUGGCGAGAAAUUUAUUUCAAAUAACCACAUUGGUUGGAUUAUGUUUUUGGGAAUAAUGUUGAGCACUUUACUAAAGAAACCUAAUAACAAAGAAGAUGAUGAAAAUGUUAAUAACUCUGACUAAUUGUUGUAAUGAAACUACUGUUACCAAGUAUUAGAAAUAAUUGUUAUUGUUUGUAUUUAUUAUUAUGUUUAAUAUUAAAAAUAUUUAAGGGACAUAGUGUGCUUGUAAUUUGGAUUGAUAUCAUUGCACAGUAGUUUGAUUUUUUAUUUUAUCGUAUUUUAGUUCCUAUGUACUGAAAGGAAAUAAAGAAACUAGUCUC